AUGGCAUAUGAUAAAAAUUCUGUAAUUGAAAUUCCUCUUUUAGUUGGGGAAAGACAAAAACCUAGUGGAAAUGCUGGCAAAGCUGUAACAGAAGAAAUCCGUCGAGCAAUAACAAAUGGAAGUGUACCGCCACCUGAUGAACUGGAAAGAGACAGUAGUCAGGAGAAUUCACCAGUUGGAGGUUCAACACUGCAUGACACAGAGGUAGAACGUGUUGGUUUUCCUUCUGAAGCAGACAGCUUCCGACUGUCUCGCCUCAUUGGGUCAUAUGGAGGCGGCAACCCUAGUGAAGAGAAAGAACGCGUUUGUGUUAAGAGGGUUAGUAGUCGGCCAUAUCGAGAUUCAGACAGUGACUCAAGCUCUUCCAUAGCCACCUCACCAAUACUUUCUGCUGCCAAAAAAUCUGGGAACAUAUCAACAUCAUCUCUGUCCACACAAGACAAAACUAUUGAAGGAGACAUGGGGGUUGAACAGAAUGGCCACAAAAAACUUUCUCCAGUGUCAAAUUUUGCACAAGAAAAGCAACCAAGCAAUAAUAUGGCUGGAAGCUCAUCUAAUAGUAAUGAAAUUGAACAAAGCAGCCCAAAAUUUUCAUCACCAGGCUUAUCACUCCAGGUUGACUCUAAACCACGACUUUUAGAUCUGGCAAAAUCUAGUCCAUCUUCUCCAAAAAAUAUGUCACUAUCCAUUGAUGGUAGCCACUCUGCACUAACUACACAAAACAUUUCUGCCUCAAUUGACAGUGGUAAAAUUCCAACGUCUUAUCAAGCAGAUACUGGAUCAGAACAAGAAUUGUUUCCUUUAAGUCCAUCUUCUGUGUCCAGGAAUAUACCCUCAUCAGAUGGGUCAGACAAUGAACAGCCGAUUGAUUCCUAUUUUGUCACGGAUCUUCCAUCAAAAGAUGAUGUCUUACAAACAAAGAAAACAGAAAGUGAAUCUGUCAAACCUUUAGGCCUGGUAGGUAAGGAGGAUGGUGAUGUACUUACCUUUACUGGAGAGAAGCAGCAAGUUCAUUCUGACCAAUUUGGUGAAUCUGAUAAGUCUAAACAUUCUACAAUGUCUGUGCAAAAAGAAUCUGACAGUCUCUUUUCUGCAAACAGGAGAGAUGUUAAAUUUUCUCCUGGCAAAACUUUAGACAUUACAAUGAAAAAAACUGAAGAGUCUUACAUAAAUGGAUUCAGUGAAGAAAAGCUUCAAUCAAUACAGAAGCCAAGGGUUCCUUUCCAAAGUACUCUGUCAGCUGACAGUUCCAGAAAGAAGAUGUUUGAGCAAUCCCCAUUUACUGAAGAUGAUAAAGCAACAAAAAUAAUCAAACAGCCCAGUAAACGGACAGUUGACCUUCGUAAUAACGAAGUUCAAGAAGAAAAAGUUGCAUUUGUCCAAAAAUCUAGAUUUCCAUCUGAUGUCAAUAUACCAAGUCAACUUCCAACAAAAGUUUUCUAUGAUAAAGAAGAUAAAGACAACAUAGAGGAGCUUGUUGCCCCCAAAAUAACAUCAACACAUGAAACUGAACGAAAAGUUGUAAAGAAAUCCCAACAGACAGAUGACCAAGCACGUUCUGAUUCAAAAGAUCCAUCAACCAAAUUGUCAACAAAAAUCCUACAUGAUACUGAUAAAAAAGUUGCAUUUGUCCAAAAAUCUAGAUUUCCAUCUGAUGUCAAUAUACCAAGUCAACUUCCAACAAAAGUUUUCUAUGAUAAAGAAGAUAAAGACAACAUAGAGGAGCUUGUUGCCCCCAAAAUAACAUCAACACAUGAAACUGAACGAAAAGUUGUAAAGAAAUCCCAACAGACAGAUGACCAAGCACGUUCUGAUUCAAAAGAUCCAUCAACCAAAUUGUCAACAAAAAUCCUACAUGAUACUGAUAGUAAAGACAAAUUUCUUAAAAAACCAGUGAAAGAAACUAGCGAAGAAAAAAAUGGGGUUGCUGAGAAACAACAGUUUCUAUCCCCAUCUGUUCAAUCAAGUAGUAGUGAACAUAGUGAUAAAAGCUCCUCUCAGAAAAUUGGUGGGAAAAUUACCAACAAACAGCCUCCAAGGGAAGAUGAUUCAUUUAAUCCCUUUGAUAAAUACUACAGAAUUAAAAAGGACAUCAAAGUAUCUCCCAGUAUUACAGAUGGCUCUGAAAAAGUUUCAACAGUAAAUUUAGGAAAGUCAAGAGUUGAUGGCAUGCCUGAAGAAAAACUUGAGGCAACAGAUAAACCAAGGCUUCCUUUCCAAGCUAUUCCUUCCGUUCACAACAACAGAAGAAAAAUCUUUGAGCAAUCUCCAUUUACUGAAGAUGAUGAUAAAGCUAGAAAAAUGGUCAAGCAACUCCCUAAACAGAAUAACGAAAUAGAAGAGGAAAAAGUUGCAUUUAUCCAAAAAUCUAGAUUUCCAUCUAUCAAGAAAUCAAAUCAACUUUCAACUGAUAGGGAGAGUAAGGAUGAUGCUCAAGACAAGAAAGCUGUCCCUCAAAUUUCAAAAGUUGAUAAACCAAAAGAUGAACUGAGAGAUAAAAAAUCAUACUCUCUCACAAAAGACCCAGUCCUACAUGAUACUGACAGUAAAGACAAAUUUCUUAAAAAACCAGUGAAAGAUACUAGAGAAGAAAAAAUAGGGUCUGCUGAGAAACAACAGUUUCUAUCCCCAUCUGUUCAAUCAAGUGAUAGUCAACAUAGUGAUAAAAGUUCCUCUCAGAAAAUUGGUGGGAAAAUUACCAACAAACAGCCUCCAAGGGAAGAUGAUUCAUUUAAUCCCUUUGAUAAAUACUACAGAAUUAAAAAGGACAUAAAAGUAUCUCCCAGUAAUACAGAUGGCUCUGAAAAAGUUUCAACAGUAAAUGUAGAAAAGUCUAGAGAUGAUGAAAUGCCUGAAGAAAAACUUGAGGCAACAGACAAGCCAAGGCUUCCUUUCCAAAAUGCUUCUUCAUUUGUCAGUUCCAGAAGAAAAAUGUUUGAAAAAUCUUCACUUACUGAAGAUGAUGAUAAAGCUAGGAAAAUGAUGAAGCAAACCCCUAAACAGACAGAUAAUAAGAAAGUACUAAAGGAUGAAAUUGGGACUACCAUAAAACCUAAAUUUCCAUCAGGAAUUUCCUCCCCUAAUUGGUCUUCUGUAAAGAAAGCAAAUGAACAAAUUGGGGAAAAUAUAAAAGCAACAACUCCUGUAAAAACAAGUGACACACCAGAUUAUACAUAUUUUAUUGACAGAUCUGAGUUAAAAAUUCAAAUCCAAGAAAAACAAAGAAUUGUAUUCUCAAGAAAGAAACCCAGUGACAGUGUAUCAAGGAAUUUACUUGAAAGAAGUAUUAAAGACUCCUCAGGUGAGAGAAAUUCUAAAUGUACACCAGCUAAGAGCUCUUCAGAGCAAGUAAAGAAUGUUAAAAAGAAGAAAAAUUCACAAAUAGAAACAGUUACAGUUGCAGGAAAAUCUAGAUUUUCAUUUAGAGGAGAAGUGCCACUUCAUCAUUCAAGUAAAGAUACUCCAGAGAAUCAAGUGGCUGAUGUGAAGGACGCUAAGUAUAAGCAAAUUUCAGAGUCUCAGGAAACAGAAAACAAUGGAAGUAGACAAGUUUCUGAUAAAGAUCAUACCAUUCAACAUAAACCACAAACAGAUUUUUACAAAACUAAUAUUCAAGACUUCCACUCAGAUUCUGGUAUCCAGUACCCUAAUUCUCAAAAGGAACCUACGUUUCUUGCCACGAAACCAAAAAGUGUUCACUCAGUUAAUAAUUCUAAAAGCCCUAUUCAAGACAAAAAAGAAAUAAUCUCCUCUGUUAAGGAAUCCCAGUUGGAUUCUUUUUCACAUAAAGAUGAAAUAUCACUAUCCUUGCCUUCACCUUCAAAUAACACUAACCAAGUCUCAAGAAUAAGAUCUGAACAGAAGGAUGUAUCUGAUCCUGAAAAAUAUAACAAUGAUAAACUUAGGUUAUUACCUGCAGCCAGUGAUAGUAGAAAGGUACCCAUCCAUCCUGAAUUAAUAUCAACUAAAUCAAGUCUUUUGUCAUCUACAAAUGAUUGGAUAGAUCAUACAGAAACUAAAUUACCACUUAGUUCUAGAGAAACCAUCAAAAGAAGUAAACCUAAAACUUCUAAUAAUUCUGGAGAUAUUUUAUCUAUAGGUCAUGUGGUCCCUUCUGAUGUAAGCUCUCACUUAGCAUCAAAACCAGUAACUGAUAAGCCUACAGUUAGUAGUUCCCUUUCUAAGCCUAUUACUGCAGCCCAAACCUCUCAGCAGACAUCUCUCUAUUGGAUAGAUCGAAAAGAGACAUUCUUUUCUGCUGAGCGCACAAAAGCAACAAGAAGCAAGCACAAAUCUGAAAAAGAUGACUCAAACGAGAAAAAAUCUACAUCUAAUGAUUAUAAGUCAUUUCCAGAGAAGUAUGCUGAAAAUAGACCAGGUAGAGUUGAUCAAAGUCCUCCUAGACAUUCCCAAUCAGAUAAUAAAGUAAAGAAAUUCUCAAGUAGUAAUCAUUCUGAAGUAAAGAAAUUUGGAACUUGUGAAGCUAUGCAAAAAUCUGGUUUGAUAACCACCCCAGUUAAGGAAAUAACUUGCAAAGCUCCAUUAAAAAUAAAUGUUGAUUAUAAGAGUGAAACAACUGUAGAUUGUCCCAAAGAUGUUGUAUCAAAACCUCACUGUGAAUCUGAUAAAUCAACUGCUAACAUAUCCAAUGUUCAUGUUGAUAAACAAAUUGAUAAGAAGAAUAUACCAACUUAUGAAAAUGUAGGGGUGUUCAGUAGUGAACCUGAUAUGAAACUGAAUUUAGAAAAUGAAACAUCUGGAACCAUAUCUGCUGAUAAGCAUGUGGCAAAUUUGGCUUCUCAAAAAACAAAAGAUGGACCAGAUGAAAAUAUAUCUUCUGACAAACUUGUAACAAACAAGACUCCUCCAAAAUCAAAAGAAACAACUUUUGGCCCGGAUAUAAAGAUACCAGAUAAUAAAUAUGUGGCAGAAGUUACUUCUCCAAAAACAAAAGAAACAACAUUUGGUCCAGACACAAAGGUAUCAGCUGAUAGACAUGUGGCAAAUUUGGCUUCUCCAAAAACAAAAGAGACAAUGUUUGGGCCAGAUGAGGAUAUAUCAGAGAAUAGACAUGUGGCAAAAGAGACAACAUUUGGUCCAGAUGAAAAGGUGCUAACUGAUAAGUAUGUGGAAAAUUUGGCUUCUCCAAAAAGAAAAGAGACAUUUAGUUCAGAAGAAAACAUGUCUGCUGAUAAACAUGUGGCAAAUUUAGUUUCUCCAAAAUCAAAAGAGACAACAUUUGGCUCAGAAGAAAACAUGUCUGCUGAUAAACAUGUGGUAAAUUUAGUUUCUCCAAAAUCAAAAGAGACAACAUUUGGUUCAGAAGAAAACAUGUCUGCUGAUAAACAUGUGGCAAAUUUAGUUUCUCCAAAAUCAAAAGAGACAACAUUUGGUUCACAAGAAAACAUAUCAGUUGGCAAACAUGUGGUAAAUUUGGCUUCUCCAAAAUCAAAAGAGACAACAUUUGGUUCAGAAGGAAACAUAUCAGCUGACAAACAUGUGGCAAAUUUAGUUUCUCCAAAAUCAAAAGAGACAACAUUUGGUUCAGAAGAAAACAUAACUGCUGUCAAACUUGAUGCAAAUUUGAAUUCUCCAGAAACAAAAGUGACAACAUUUGGGCCAGAUAAAAGUAUAACAAAAAAUAGAUAUGUGGCAAAAGAGACAACCUUUGAUCCAGAUAAAAAGACACAAAAUGAUAAACAUGUGGUACAUGUGGUUUCUCCAAAAACAAAAGAGACAACAUUUGGCUCAGAAGAAAACAUAUCUGCUGUGAAACAGUUAGCAAAAUUGACGUUACCCAAAACAAAAGAAUCAACAUUUGGUCCUAAAGUGACCUCUUCAAAAACAAAAGAAACUACAUUUGGUUCAGAAGAAAAGGUACCAGCUGAUAAACAUGUAACAAAACUGAAUGCUCCAAAAAGAAAUGAGACAGAAUUUGGUUCUGAAGAAAAUAUAUCAGAGGAUAAACAUGUGGCAAAAGGGACAACCAUUAGCCUACACACAAAAAAAUCACCUGAACAACAUGUAGCGAGUUUGGCUACUCCAGAAAGAAAGACAGCAUUUGGCUCAAAAGAAAACAUAUCUGCUGUUAAACAGUUAGCAAAAAUGACGAUAUACAAAGCGAAAGAAUCAACAUUUAGUCCUGACAAAAACAUAUCUGCUGAUAAACAUGUGGCAAAUUUGGUUUCUCCAAAAUCAAAGGAGACAACAUUUGGUUCAGAAGAAAACAUGUCAGAUGAUAAACAUGUGGCAAACUUGGCUUUUCCAAAAUCAAAUGAGACAACAUUUGGUUCGGAAGAAAAUAUACGAGCUGACAAACAUGUGGCAAAGUUGGCUUCUCUAAAAAGAAAUGAGACAACAUUUGGUUCAGAAGAAAACAUAUCAGCUGAUAAACAUGUCGUAAACUUGGCUUCUCCAAAUAGAAGAGAGACAACAUUUGGUUCAGACGAAAACGUAUCAGCUGAUAAACAUGUGGCAAAUUUAGCUUCUCCAAGAUCAAAAGAAACAACGUUUGGUUCAGAAGAAAACAUAUCAGCUGAUAAACAUGUGGCAAACUUGGCUUCUCCAAAAAGAAGAGAGACAACAUUUGGUUCAGAAGAAAAUAUAUCAGCUGACAAACAUGUGGCAAAUUUGGCUUCUCCAAAAUCAAAAGAAACAACGUUUGGUUCAGAAGAGAACAUAUCAGUUGACAAACAUGUGGCAAAUUUGGUUUCUCCAAAAUCAAAGGAGACAGCAUUUGGUUCAGAAGAAAUCACAUCAGCUGGCAAACAUGUGGCAAAUUUAGCUUCUCCAAAAUCAAAGGAGACAACAUUUGGUUCAGAAGAGAACAUAUCAGCUGACAAACAUGUGGCAAAUUUGGCUUCUCCAAAAAGAAGAGAGACAACGUUUGGUUCAGAAGAAAAUAUAUCAGCUGAUAAACAUAUGGUAAACUUGGCUUCUCCAAAAAGAAGAGAGACAACAUUUGGUUCAGAAGAAAACAUAUCAGCUGGCAAACAUGUGGCAAGUUUGGCUUCUCCAAAAUCAAAAGAGACGACAUUUGGUUCAGAAGGAAACAUAUCAGCUGACAAACAUGUGGCAAAUUUGGUUUCUCCAAAAUCAAAAGAGGCAGUUAGUUCAGAAGUAAGCGUAUCUGCUGAUAAUAAAAUAUUGCCAAAAAAAAUGGGGAAAGAAUUAGAUAAACUAAGUAGUUCUUCACUUGAUGUCCACUCUACAAUGACCAGUAAUAAACUGGAACUAAGUAUUGAUGAUAAAAAGGAGAACAGUGAUACAACUUUGGUCCUUAGUAAACCUGAGGAUGAAGCUGUUCACUGGAUUGACAGAAAAGAAAACACAUUUUCUCCAAACUGUAAAGCAUCAUUGAAGAAAAAGAGACCUGUAAUUUCUCAGUCAUUUGAGGAAAAAUUAUCAUCAGGGUUUGGAUUACAACAUAAACCUUUAUCAACUACUUCUGUUUCGUUUGGAAAUAAAGUUUCUCAAUCAAAGAAUGAAUCUGAAGCAGUCAAUCUUAACUCUGUGUCAGAAGAUACACUCUCUAGUAGUAAAAUAAUACCAAGAUUCAGUUCAUGGAUUGGUUUUAAGAAAAAUGAUUCUACCCCUGAAUCAGUUGGAAGUGCUAGCAUCAAGCAUAACCAGAAACAAUACUCCAUGCCAAUGAAGGAAGAUAAAAACUUAGAUGUUAAGGAUUUAGCACAAACAAAAAAUACCAUAAAACAAUUUAAUGAUGUGGUUGGAGUAAAUAAAAACUUACCUCCUGCACCAUCUAUGACCACUGAUGUUUCAGAGCCAUUGCUAGAUUAUUGGGUUGAAAGGAAGGAAUCUUUUCUUUCUGAUUCCAAAACAAAUUCUGGACAUUGGAUAUAUACAUACACAAGACCACAGUUAUUUGCUAAAAACGACAAUAAUAUAAAAACUUCUGGGAGAAGUGAAAAGUCUAAUGAAUUUGUUAAGUAUGAAUCUAGCUAUGGGAAUAAACUGGAAACUCACAAUACAGCUGAUUUUCCUAUAAAGGAAAACAAUCUUCAGCAAAAAAGUAUUGAAGACACAUAUUUGAAUAAAAAAGCUGGAUAUGGACUUGACAGUGUAAAUUCUAAUGAGGAUAUCUACCCUCUGGAGGAAGACGGUAUAAAAUUAAAAGUUGAAUUAGAAUUUAAUCAGGAUGUAACUAGAACAGAUACUCUGGAACCUGAUGAUCAAUCUUUUACUUUUGUCAAGGAAUAUACUUCUAUUGAACCUAAUAGUUCUCAGUCAGAAAAGUUCGGAAAACCAUCUAAAUCAGAUAGCAAUAACAAAAACUUGUCCAAAACAUCUGAGUCUGGAGUAUAUUUUGUUGAAAUGAAUUCUGAUGAUGAUAAAGAAUCAAAUAUCUCUGGUUAUCCUGUUGAAUAUAAUAAUGGCAUUAUAUCAUAUUCAUCAUAUCCCAAGCAUCAAAACCUGUCAUCAGAGCCUUAUGCAGAAUCAGACCCUUCUAAACAGUCAAGUUCUGAUCAUUAUGAUCCACAAAAACCUGCAAUAAAAUUGAGACAGUCUCAGAAAAAUUAUUCACCUCAUUUCACUGAAAGUGUAAAUGAAACUGAAAUUGAUUCACACUUUGAGAAUAAUUCGGAAACAGACACACUAUCUAAAUGGAAUGAUACUGAUAGUCCUGUCAAAGCAAAAUCUAUUACGUCAGAUUUUUCUCCUAGAGAAAGAAAUUAUCAAGACACCCCAUCAUUUUUAGAAUCAUGCUCAUCUCAAAGUCAUCCUGUUAGAGAAAUGUCUGCAAUUGCAAAUCUCCGUGAUAUGGUUCUCAAUGAUGAAAAAAUUGCAUAUCAACAAUUCCUAAAUAAUAAUACUUCUAGAAACUACAAACACUUAAAACAAUCUCCUGAAAAUCAAUAUUCAGCAAAAGCACUGAAUUAUCCUUUGUAUGAGGAUGACAAUAUCUUUAAACCCACAGAAUUAAGUGAUGCUUUUGAAUAUACUUCAUCUGCUUCUGAAAUGUUACCAAAUCCUGCUACACCCAACAGGAACAAAGCAAAAUAUAACACUCAACCAUCACAUUAA
Molecule: messenger RNA, 9042 nt
Organism: Octopus bimaculoides (California two-spot octopus)
Lineage: Eukaryota; Metazoa; Mollusca; Cephalopoda; Octopoda; Octopodidae
Biological process (GO): intracellular protein transport
Molecular function (GO): small GTPase binding
Source: RefSeq, a predicted model, not a curated record